AUGAGCAGACUACAAAACACAAGCACAUCAGUCAUGAAACAGAGAGUAUUAAAAGCUGUCCUGGUUCAGGUGCUUAUGACCAAGAAUCCUAUCAGUGCACUUAUGGAAGCAUGUGCCCAGGCUGGGCUUAAAGUAACCUUUCAAGAAUAUGAUGAGUCUUUGCGAGGGUUCGACAAAAUAUUCACAUGUGAUGUGACUGUUGAUGGUGUUCUGAGUAGCUGUCGCGCUUAUGGUCCAACAAAGAAGGAGGCAAAGGGGAAUGCAGCAAGAAAAGCAAUUGAAGAACUGACAUUUGACCCUUCUCUAGGAAACAGUUCCACAUACAAGAUGUCACAGGUAUCUAGUGAAUCAAGAAUAUCCCCUUUGCAUCCAAAGACCGCUCCUCCAAAGGGUCCAGAGACAGUAGAGAACUACAUCGGCACACUCCAGGAGUACACAGCUGCUCAUAGAUGGCCGACUCCUAAAUAUAGCGAAGAUAUGCGGGGACAAGACCACUGCAAAGAGUUCAUUGUAAAGUGCAAUGUGAAGGAAUGGACGAGUCAAGGUAUUUAUGGCAACAAGAAAACAGCAAAGCAACUAGCGGCGAAAAAUAUGAUGAAACUUAUAACUUCUAGUACGAGUGGAGACAGCCCAGGGUGUACCGCAAGGUUGAGCACUAGGUUGACCUCUAGCAAUAGGUCCUCUAGUCCAGGAUCUGUCCAUUCUCCAACACGUCAAUCCUACAGAUCUGGACAGGACGAGGCAACGCAAAACGACCUUGCGAAGCUGCAAAGAAAGACCAUUUCAAGGGGCAUGAAUCUGGAAUGGAAAUAUUUACGGGAAAGGGGAGUCAUAAGCAACAACCAUAUGUGCUUUGUUCGAGUACACAGCGACCCCGUCAUUGUGUGUAGUGGAGAAGGCUUGACAAAAGAGUGUGCGCGCAAUGACGCGGCUCACAAUGCAUUGCAGUGCUGGAUAGCCUGACUGCUUUUCUUUUCUCUAUCGAUCUCUAGACCAGAAGAUUUUUAAUAUAAUACUUAAAUCAUUGUCAAAGCUUAACUACGGGGCCUCACCAUUAUAAUAAAGGUAAUGGUACUUAACUUCCCGAUUUCUAUAAAACAAGCCAGUAAAUACAAUGAAAAUGCAAAUCAGUGGACAUAGGGCCCUGAACACAAAGUGCACGUGUGACUGAGAACGAGUGUAAUGUACAGUCAUAAGUAGAAACUUUUGUAAGUAAAUAGCUUUAUUUUGUGACAUUUUUCCACCAGUAAGCUUUUUC
Nematostella vectensis (starlet sea anemone) is the source of this 1258-nucleotide messenger RNA. RefSeq names its product interferon-inducible double-stranded RNA-dependent protein kinase activator A homolog. The transcript has 4 exons. Bases 1 to 963 code for a protein of 320 amino acids. Lineage: Eukaryota; Metazoa; Cnidaria; Anthozoa; Actiniaria; Edwardsiidae. The record is from RefSeq and is a predicted model, not a curated record.